UGCCAUCGACAUUAGUUCGUCUUUUGGGUUUGGCGGCGACGUCCACGAGGUGGAAAGCAAAGGGACCUUGAAAGUGCUGUGACAAAAUGCGCAUAGAAAGGUGCUACUUCUGCUCAUCUUCCAUAUAUCCUGGACACGGGAUCCAGUUCGUACGUAAUGACUGUAAGAUAUUCCGCUUCUGCAAAUCAAAGUGUCAUAAGCUGUUUAAAAAGAAGAGGAACCCGAGGAAGACUCGGUGGACUAAGGCCUUCCGCAAGGCAGCUGGCAAGGAAUUGACGGUCGAUCCUGCUUUUGAGUUCGAGAAAAGGCGCAACACACCCAUAAAAUAUAACAGAGAACUGUGGCAGAAAACAUUGCAAGCGAUCAAGCGGGUCGAGGAAAUCAAGCACAAACGACAGUCUCACUACGUCAUGAACAGGUUAAUGAAGGGAAAAGAGCUUGAGAAGCAGCAAGAUAUCAAAGAAGUUCAGAGGGAUAUGUGUCUCAUCCGGUCCCCUGCAGCACCCCUCAAGAAAAAGGAGAAAGCAAUUGUUGAAGUCAUUCAAGAAUGUUCAGACCAGGAGAUGGACGAUUAGAGAGCCUUUACAUACCAUGUUGAUUCUGAGGACCCAUUUGACAUUAAAAUGCACUUUUACAGUA
This is a messenger RNA of Ornithodoros turicata, 639 nucleotides long. It is a transcript of the gene RpL24-like, whose product is annotated as probable ribosome biogenesis protein RLP24. The coding region runs from base 87 to 575 and encodes 162 amino acids. Gene Ontology annotation, biological process: ribosomal large subunit biogenesis. NCBI's taxonomy places the organism in Eukaryota, Metazoa, Arthropoda, Arachnida, Ixodida, Argasidae. The transcript has 5 exons. The record is from RefSeq and is a predicted model, not a curated record. Gene Ontology annotation, cellular component: nucleolus.